CUCUACAUUAUAAGGAUACCUUACAGGGUGGGGAAAAAGGUAUAAGGAGGACGCUCGGUAGGUGCUUCGAAACAUUCUGCAAACGGCCCGAGUGUGACACCAGCAAACAUGAUCACCACCUCGUCAACCAUCUUGGUGGCUCUGGCGCUGUGCAGCGCCCUCGCGUCCAGCGCUCCCCAAAACUUCUACUACUUCCAACCACCCUUCAACAACCAACAUCAGCAGCACCAGCAGCAGCAGUACCAAUACCCCCAACCCUACCAGCAGUACCAACACCAACCCCAGUACAGUCAGCGACAGCAGCAGCAGUUCUUCGGCGGACAGGCGGCACCCUUCCCCUUCCCCUACCAGGGCGGAUACCCUGCGCCUGCAAGCUACAACCCGGCGUACAACUUCAACCCAGGAUAUAGCACCUCCUCAGUACAAAGCUACGGUCCUGUUCCGCCACACCAGUACUACUCGCCACCCCAGCAGCAACCGCAGUACGUCUUUGUGUACCCUGGCAACCCCUACCAGCCCUACCCUGGCACCCCUGCUGCACGACCCCCGCCCGUGGACGACACCGGUGACGCCGAGGUGUUCAACACGCUAGGCAGCAUGGAGCACACCGACCAAGACGUGUCCAACGAGCGCAGGGAGCCCCUGGCACCGGAAGUUGCUGUUUCCGGACCUGAGGUUGGACGGCGAGGAAUGCCCGAAAAGAGCGUGGCGGCCAAGAAGCCCCAGAGAGUGCAGAAGUUGGUUGACCAGCCCAAAGCCGAGGUGGAGCAAUCGGCCGAGGAGAAGGUGGACGAUGAUGUCGACACGAUUGUUGUUGACGUGGAUGACACUGAAUUCGACGGUGGAUCCGACAAGAAUGACGACAAGAGCUGGCACCGGCGUCUGGCUCCGAGUCUACAGUCCGUAUACGUGGAGGCCGAUGACAACGGUCGCGCCGGGAUCAAGGCGCCUACGGCUGGCAGCGGCGGGAGCGUGGUCGUCGGAGACGACGCCCAUAGCGGCCCUUCGGUGGCCUCUGUGAAACCAGCGGCCAUAGCCUUGGCCGGCCCUGGAGGAGUCGCCUCCGCAGCGCCAGUUGGUACAGCAGUGGUUGGACCCGGAGGUCUGGCUGUGGCGGCCCCCUCUGCCACCGCAGUGGCCGGCCCUACCAGCGGAGUUCCACCCGGUGUGCUCGGAGGCGCUGCUUCUGCCCGGUCCAACUUCCGUCUGCACCAGAUGCUGGAUAAAAUGUACGCGGCCCCUGCACGGAGAGCAGCCUUUAGGUCGGCGGCCGCCUACAACCUGCAGGACUUCUACUGAAUCAGACUCCUUAGUGUACAUACUGUGAAAUCAAACCUUCGAGGGAAGACGACCGCGACUUGAUACAUGCCAACUGAACUUUUGUUAGUUAUAAGUAAGAGCGUUAUCAUCACAAUGACCAAGAGUUACAAAGUAUUUCGGAAUAAUCUCUAAACUGCAUGAUUAGUAGAGAGCAGACUAAAUAAUUUGUAUCUUGUUGUGAAUAGCAAACUUACUGUUUAAUAGUUUGAUAUGAAAGCUUCACUAGCGAGCUUCAAUACUCCUUUUCAUCGUGUCACCAUUUUUGUAGAACCGAGGUAAUUGAUUCGCAGUAAUAACCUCGCACUCAUCAGAGUGUGGAAUUCAUAACAAAAAUUUCAUAGAUCUCAUGUCAAUAUUAAUAAAGCAUCAUUGUGUCAUCAAA
This is a messenger RNA of Cloeon dipterum, 1702 nucleotides long. RefSeq lists its product as uncharacterized. Bases 109 to 1299 code for a protein of 396 amino acids. The transcript has 5 exons. The record is from RefSeq and is a predicted model, not a curated record. Lineage: Eukaryota; Metazoa; Arthropoda; Insecta; Ephemeroptera; Baetidae.